ACGUGUUCCAAGGUUUCAUACAGGGUCAAGACUUCGGACAGUUUGGACUGCAGAGGCUAGGUCUGAACAUGUCAGAGAGUCACAACUCGGCCCCUCCUCCUCAUGGCACCAACAGUAGUUCUGUUGCCAUAGCAAUCCUUGUGCCUUUUUUUGCCCUGAUAUUUGCAGGCUUCGGAUUUUACCUUUACAAACAGAGGACGACUCCCAAGACGCAGUACACGGGCUGCUCCGUGCAUGAGAACAACAACGGCCAGGCGGCGUUCGAGAACCCCAUGUACAACACCACCGCCAAGGCUGUGGAGGGCAAGGCCGUGCGCUUCGACCCCAACCUCAACACUGUCUGCACCAUGGUGUGAUGGUUUAACCCGACCUCCACCAUGGUGAAAUGGUUUAACCCAACCCCACACCUACUGCCCCCCUCCCGCCCCCAUCCAACACUGUCUACACAUGGUGUCAUGGUUAAUGACUAACGUGAUGCCGGCUAAAGGGAUGCUAGCUAACGCGAGGCUAGCUAAUGCAAGGCUAGCUAACAUGAUGCUAGCCGACACGAGGCUAGCUAACAUGAUAUUAACUAACAAGGGGCUAGCUAACAUGACGCUAGCUAACGUGAUGCCAGCUAAUGUGGCGAUAGCUAACAAGGGAGUAGCUAACGUGAUGCUAGCUAACAAGUUGUCUGAUGAAAUCCCCAUCCUGACCCCUUCUUGACCCCCUAACCCCUCAACUGCAGGAUUUUUUAAAUACAAACCAGACAGACAGACACUUCCUGUUCCAACCCAACAAUCAGACUCUAUUGGUGGACUCUCGUACAGAGGCAGAGCCUGUGGAGAUGGAGGCAGUAAGCCAGGGAGUGACUCUCUGAUGAUUAAAGCACAUUUUUCAGGAAGGCUGACUGACAGACAGACAGACAGACAGAUGGGGAGGAGGAGGAGGAAAAGGAGGAGGAAGAGGACUCUAAGAGAGUGAGGCCUCCUCCUUCACAGGUGACCCCCUGAAACCCCCUUCCCCCCCCCCUCCCCCCAGGUCUUGGCAGCGGCUCGAUGAUGCGUUUCCUCUGCUGGGUCGUCCUGCACUCUGAGAGUGCUUCUACUCUCCUGCCACCCCGGGGGGGCUUUUAUACCAUUAAAUACCGUUAACCGUCCCCCUUCCCUCCGCAGUGUGGCCCCGGGAGGUUCAUCAACUAUAUUUUUGUGCUAUUAUAUUAUCACUGGGAGCCGUUGCCAGGGGAGACGGAGAUUAUACGAAGAGUUUAUAAUAAAAUGUAUUUAAAAUAUAAAAAAGAACAAUAUGUUUCCAAUAAACACUGUUCACGUGUCCCACACACAGAGGUAUUUUUGGGUUCUCCUGGAAGCUCCUUCGAAGCGUUUGCAUUUGAUUUUUUGGUUUGUUUUUUUUAUGAGAAACUACGAUAUCGCUAUCUCAGCCCCACCCCAAGCUCCCUACGCGCACACACACACAGCGCACACACACGCAGGCAACACACACCACAUAUUGUCCUGAAGAGAGUGUUCCUCUGAGACAGUCACAGGAUAAACUGAAUCCAAUCUCUACACAUGAUCCUUCCUCUUUGCUCUCUCUCUUUCUGCACCCUUCUCUUUAUUUUCUCCUUGUCUCUCUCUCUCUCGUCUUUCUCUCUCCAUUCUCUAUAUUCCCAGUCACACCAGUCAGGUAUGGGGAUCCUAGAGUCUAACUUUUCGAUUUCUUAGACUGCUGUCGCUCUCUCUCUCUCACACACACACACACUCACACACACUCAGACACUCACUCACACAAACACCCGCACUCAGACACAAACUACGUUAGCAGAGUGAGCCUUUUUCAUUUCUGGUAAAUGAGUCUUCUGGUGUCCUCCUGUAAUCAGAGCUGAUGAACAGCUGAUGAAACCAGGGGCAACAUAGUGGAGGAUCUGUUUCAAAAGUGUCCUCUCGUCCUAUUGGGCAUUAGGAUCCUCAUCGCUGACAUCAUCACCAGCCUUUAAACCAAUGAGAUCAGAGUUUGUUCCCCUGUAUUUCCCCACACCUCACGCAUUGUCGUUAUUUUGCACAACAUUGUGUCUUUCGUAGUUGACACGGCACUCAUUCGUUUAUUUUUUUUACUUAGUAGUGUUUCGAGAUCCUCAGUUGUUGUUGUUGAUGUUGUUGAUGUUGUCGAUGUUGUCGUUGUUGUUGUUGUUGUGGCUCGUCCGGACACAGUGCCUACCAAAAACCACGUGACUCAACUCUGCUCCUCCUUUCCCCCGUCACACCACACCCCUCACCGCACACACACGCACACAUACAACCUCCUCCCACCGCACACACACACACUAAGCCCCACCACACACACCCCCCCCCCGUUCUCCAAAUCCUACUCUAAAAGGGCCAUGUGUUGGCUUUUUCGCUUUUCCUAUUAAUGACUGCAAUAAGAAACCCCAUAAUUCCAGAAGGAGUGCCCUUCUAAGCCCCCCUCUCUUAUCCCCAAUGCAUUGAAAAUAUCUACAGUAAAAACAAGAAAAAAACACGACAAAAAUAUGGAAAAACAACGUUUUUUUUGUAAAGAAAUAUAUUUUUAUGAAGAAAUUAUUUGUAAAAUGUAUGACUCUAUUAUGUAAAUUUUCAAUGCAAUGUAAGAUUAAAAAAGGCUAAUUGCUUUUGUAAAGUGUUGCCUGCUUGUCAUCUGUAGCUACUGUGUGUUAGAUGUGUGAUUGGGAGCUUCAUCACCUGCACACACACUCUGUCUCUCUCUCCCAGACACACACAUCUUAAUGCACUG
Molecule: messenger RNA, 2748 nt
Organism: Hypomesus transpacificus
Lineage: Eukaryota; Metazoa; Chordata; Actinopteri; Osmeriformes; Osmeridae
Product: CUB and sushi domain-containing protein 3-like
Exons: 3
Coding region: 69-356 (95 amino acids)
Biological process (GO): regulation of dendrite development
Source: RefSeq, a predicted model, not a curated record